UGAGCCUCGGUGGUCCAGGGUGCAGGCUUCAAACCUGUAGCUGCUGAGCGGCAGAGUGGUUCAAUUCCACCUUUCGGGCGCAUGAGAAAUAGGCUGAUGAGGAGAUAUGCGAUACAAGUAACCUUUUAACAAAUUAGUGUUGAAAUCUGAACUAUUUUAGACCCCCACGAGAACAUUACUACUGUUAAACCCCCGGAAGCUCGGCCGUGCAAACAACCAAUCAGCGCAGUAAACACUGGUGUCUGUCACAGGAAAUGACGUGUGGUGCCCUUGGUUAGCUUUACAGCGUGUGCUGACUGAGAGGCUAGCAGGCUAACACUGAUCAUGUAAAAUUUAAUUAAACAUCCUCUGUUCGCGUCAUUCCCCGGUUUUGUCCAAUAAAAUGCCUCUACACAAGUAUCCACCAAAAAUCUGGGAAGCCCUGAAGCUGCAGAAGGGCAUCUACGCCCGUUUACCCCAGCACUACCUGCACUCUCUGCAGAACAACGCCCCUCCUUCACCUGUGCACUGGAGACCUCUGGGUGUCAAAUACAGACUCAGUCCUAAAUCUGGACACAGAGAGCGAGUGCAGGAUGUGCCUAUCCCCGUCUAUCAUCCGCCAGAAUCACAGAGCGGACUCUGGGGUGGAGAAGGCUGGAUAUCUGGCUUUAGAUAUGCUAAAGAUGACAAGCUUUCUACAAGACUGCGCAAAACCUGGAAGCCGCAGCUGUUUAACAGAGAGCUGUACAGUGAGAUCCUCGACCAAAACUUCACUGUAACGCUCACAGCUCGCACACUGGACCUUAUUGAUGCUGCUUUUGGCUUCGACUUCUACAUUCUUACGACACCGAAGCAAGAUUUGAACUCCAAGUUUGGAAUGGAUCUAAAACGUGCAAUGCUUUUACGUCUGGCACGGAAAGACACAGAACUGUACCCUCAUGAUCCGUCUCGCAGGGAGAAAAUCUACAACCGCUACAAGCAGUUUGAGAUCCCAGAGGAGGAGGCUGAAUGGGUGGGCUUGAGUCUAGAGGAAGCAGUAGAGAAACAGAGGCUACUGGAAAAGAAGGAUCCAGAGCCUCUUCACAAGAGUUUGAUGAAGAAGCUUGUGGAGGAGCUCGCCAUUAAGAAGCUCUCAGAGCCUCAGAUUGUGGAGAAAAAAUGAUGACUGUUCUCUUCUUUGCCAUCCUCCAUGUCUGUCAUGCAGUCUGAAGAAUAAACGAUAUUGUAUUUAUUUCGUAUUAAAGGGGUGCUAUUAUGCUUUUUCACUUUU
Sinocyclocheilus anshuiensis is the source of this 1249-nucleotide messenger RNA. Its product is annotated as 39S ribosomal protein L28, mitochondrial-like. NCBI's taxonomy places the organism in Eukaryota, Metazoa, Chordata, Actinopteri, Cypriniformes, Cyprinidae. Gene Ontology annotation, molecular function: structural constituent of ribosome. Gene Ontology annotation, cellular component: mitochondrial large ribosomal subunit. The transcript is spliced from 6 exons. The record is from RefSeq and is a predicted model, not a curated record. The coding region runs from base 383 to 1141 and encodes 252 amino acids.